AUGUGGAAGAUUCUUGCAGCAGUCAACCAAAGCCAAGAAGGCCUAGCGGCUAAAGGCGUUGCUUUCCUUGAAGUGUUCAUCAAGAAAGACAAUGACAAGCCCGAUGCCACUUUGACCGGUCCUAUCAGCAUCCAACGUUAUGGCUCGACUCCUCUCUUUCGCAUUGUCGUGCAUAACACCGAGAUGACAAGAAACAUUGGCGCCUUCUGCCUUCCUGUCGAUUGUGUGUGGACUUGCAAACAUAGAGUGGUCAAGAGCAAGAAUAGUGGAAGGAAGGCUGUCAAAGCAACUUUGUCUUUUGAUGAAGGUAGUGUGGAAGGCUUCGAUCGGUUUGACGUCACUCUUGCUUAUGAUGGCAUCAAUGGAGAGUCAAAGCUACUCGCAGAGUCCCUUGUCUUUGCUUCCCAAGAAGUGGUCGAAGCGGUCUACACCUCCGAAGCUGAAGCCAAUGCCUCCGACGACGAAGAUGAGUCCUCCGACGGCGAAGACAAGUCGGACAUGGAGACCGAUGAGGAAGAGGACGAUGCCAAGCCCAAAGCAACAAAGAGAGCCGCCAAAAGGGAUGCUCCAGAACAUCCCAACGAUGUUAUGUCUCCCUCUUCGAUUGCGAUCAAGAGCCCACCUUUGAAGCGCACACGCAUUGAUUAA
This is a messenger RNA of Seminavis robusta, 648 nucleotides long. The record is from the annotation of a GenBank genome assembly. Lineage: Eukaryota; Bacillariophyta; Bacillariophyceae; Naviculales; Naviculaceae.